AUGGCGCGAAAUGAAGAAAAGGCGAUGGCGGCCCUGAACCGGUGGACAGCCCAGAAGCGGGAUAUAGAGAUGCAGAAGAACAUGGGCAAGGCAACAUACAUGGGCGGAGCCCUGCCCGACACCGCUGCUUACGGGCCUUACAAGCGCGACAAGAGGCCGAAGAUUGCUUCAGAGGUGAAGACCGUCAAGGAGUGUGAGCACUGGCGACAGGACAUCCUCCGCGGCGUGGCGAAGAAGAUCGCCGAGAUCCAGAACGCAGCAUUGGGGGAGCACCGCAUCCGCGAUCUGAAUGACGAGAUCAACAAGGACUUGCGCGAGAAGGGCUACUGGGAGGACCAGAUUAAAGCACUUGGAGGUGCCGACUACAAGUCUCAGCCGAAGCGGGACGUUGAGACUUACGGCGCGGAGUUAGCUUCACACAGCGGCUACAAGUACUUCGGUGCUGCGAAAGACCUUCCUGGAGUGAGGGAGCUCUUUGAAACCGAGAUCAUCCCAGAUGCCCCGCGCAAAACAAGGAAGCAGCUGUUUCUCCAUAUCCAACCGGAUUACUAUGGUUGGCGGGAUGAAGAGGAUGGCAUGCUGCUCUUGGAGGAAAAAAUUGCAGAAGAAGAGGCUGUCAAGAAGCUUCAGGCCGAAUGGAAGGUUGAGCAGGCAGAGCAGGCUGCCAAGGCCUCGAAGAAGCGGAAGGCUCCAAAAGAGGAAGCACAGAAAGAGGAGGAGAAGCAGGAUCAGCCGAAAGAGCCAGAAGUGGAGAAGCCAAAGGACCAGGAUUUCGCAGAUUUCAAGGCCUAUGUAGACAUUCCAACGAUGGAAGACAUCGAGCGGCUCAUCGUGAAGAAGAAGAAAGAGACGCUGCUGAAAAAGUAUGCCCCCAGCGAGGCUCAGUCGAACGAUUGA
Messenger RNA from Symbiodinium necroappetens, 897 nucleotides. The record is from the annotation of a GenBank genome assembly. Lineage: Eukaryota; Dinophyceae; Suessiales; Symbiodiniaceae.